Molecule: messenger RNA, 3307 nt
Organism: Mauremys mutica (yellowpond turtle)
Lineage: Eukaryota; Metazoa; Chordata; Testudines; Geoemydidae
Gene: PRRT1
Product: proline rich transmembrane protein 1
Exons: 4
Coding region: 44-835 (263 amino acids)
Cellular component (GO): membrane
Source: RefSeq, a predicted model, not a curated record
GCUGCUUCGCAGGAGAAGAGACGAGCGGAGCCACCCCCGCAAGAUGAGCUCCGAGAAAACAGGCUUACCGGACUCUGGGCCCCACACCUCCCCCCCUCCCUACAAUGCCCCACUGCAGCCACCCCCUCCCCCACCUGAUGCCCCCAAUAAUGCCCCCCUCAUCCCCGGUUACAGUGACCCACCGCACCUGCCCCCCCACUCUGGCACUGCCACCCUGCCCCGCCUCGGGGGGGCCGCCACCCUGCCCCGGCCGCCCCCCACCUCGGCCACCCUGCCCCGGCCCCCCCACCACCACUCAGCCACCCUGCCGCGCCUGCCCCCCGACCCCUACAUGCAGGAGACCCAGUUCAACGCCCCCCCCCAGGGGUACAUGGUCCAGACGCACCCGCCCAUGGGGACGCUGCCCAUCGGGGGGUACAUGCACCCCGGCUACCCUGUGCAGCUGCAGCCCUGCACAGCCUACGUCCCGGUGUACCCCGUAGGCACGCCAUACCCCCCCGGCAACCCUCCCCCGGGGGUCCCCCCCCCGCAGAUGCCCCCAGGAAUCGCCAUCCUGGAGCCGCGCCGGCCGCCCCACGACUACCUGCCCAUCGCGGUGCUCACCACCAUCUGCUGCUUCUGGCCCACGGGCAUCAUCGCCAUCAUCAAAGCCGUGCAGGUGCGGACGGCCGUGGCGCGGGGGGACAUCGUGUCGGCCGAGAUCGCGUCGCGCGAGGCCCGGAACUUCUCCUUCAUCAGCCUGGCCGUGGGCAUCGCCGCCAUGGUGCUGUGCACCAUCCUCACCGUCGUCAUCAUCAUCGCCGCCCAGCACCACGACAACGACUGGGACCCCUAGCCCCGCCCCCGGCCCCGCCUACCGCCAGCCCUGCCUAGCAACCGGGCCCCGCCCACCACCUGCCAACCGGGCCCGCCCAGCACCACGACAACGACUGGGACCCCUAGCCCCGCCCUUGCCCCGCCCACCGCCUGCCCUGCCUAGCAACUGGGCCCCGCCCACCGCCUGCCAACUGGGCCCACCCAGCACCACGACAACGACUGGGACCUCUAGCCCCGCCCCCGGCCCCGCCCACCGCCUGCCCUGCCUAGUAACCGGGCCCCGCCCACCGCCUGCCAACCGGGCCCGCCCAGCACCACGACAACGACUGGGACCCCUAGCCCCGCCCUUGCCCCGCCCACCGCCUGCCCUGCCUAGCAACCGGGCCCCGCCCACCGCAUGCCAACCGGGCCCGCCCAGCACCACGACAACGACUGGGACCCCUAGCCCCGCCCUUGCCCCGCCCACCGCCUGCCCUGCCUAGCAACCCGGCCCCGCCCACCGCCUGCCAACCGGGCCCGCCCAGCACAACGACUGGGACCCCUAGCCCCGCCCUUGCCCCGCCCACCGCCUGCCCUGCCUAGCACCUGGGCCCCGCCCACCGCCUGCCAACUGGGCCCUCGCACCACCACGACAACGACUGGGCCCUCUAGCCCCGCCCCCGGCCCCGCCCACCGCCUGCCCUGCCUAGCAACCGGGCCCCGCCCACUGCCUGCCAACCGGGCCCGCCCAACACCAUGACAACGACUGGGACCCCUAGCCCCGGCCCCGCCCACCGCCUGCCCUGCCUAGCAACCGGGCCCCGCCCACCGCCUGCCAACUGGGCCCGCCCAGCACCAUGACAACGACUGGGACCCCUAGCCCCGCCCCCGGCCCCACCCACCGCCAGCCCUGCCUAGUAACCGGGCCCCGCCCACCAUCUGCCAAAUGGGCCCACCCAGCACCAUGGCAACGACUGGGACCCCUAGCCCUGCCCCAGCCCCCCGCUGGCCCUGCCUAAUAACCAGGCCCUGCCCAGCGACCAGACCCCGCCCACCGUCUGUCCUGUCUAGCAACCGGGCCCCGCCCACCACCUGCCCUGCCUAGUAACCGGGCCCUGCCCAGCGCCCAGACCCCCCCCCCCGCCUGUCCUGCCUGCCAGCCAGGCCCCACCCACUGCCAGCCUCACCUGCCAACCGGCCUGAUAAUCCCCUGCAGAUGCCAUUACCCACAAUCCCCUGCAGCCCUCGCCCACCAGACCCACCGUCCCUCAGGCUCCCCAUGAGGCUUUGCAAGCCCUGCUCUAGCCAGCGACACCCACAAUCCCCUGCAGCCGCCACCCUCCUGGAUACCCAGAAGCCUUUGCAGCCCCACCCUCUCCUGGCUCCACCCCUGCAAAACCCCGCCCUGCCCCUCGGUCACCCCUGUAUCCAUGACAACACCCCCCCCGCCCAGCAGAACCUUUCCCAUGAUCCUCUGUAACCAUUGCCCCCAUCCCUCCCCGCUGGCAUCGUUGGCUCCGCCCCCCAGCAGCCCCACAGCCCCCCCAACUGAGCAAUUCCCAUAGUCCUUUGCGACUGUCAUUUCCCCCCUCGGCCUCUGGCCCCUAGGAACAAGCUCCGCCCCCUGGCCUCACCCCCUCCAAUGGAAUGCUACCCAUAAUGCUUUGCAGGCACAGCAUCCCCCCUGUCCUGGGUCUGACGCCACGCCCACAUCACUAGGCCACGCCCAUUGGCUCAGGCCACGCCCCCUGUCUUGCCCUAAAUAUAUUCCCGAGCUUCCCCAUCAGACCACGCCCCUCCAUAUCAGGCUCCGCCCCCUCAGCCCCCAAUAGCUUCAUGCCUUCGUUGCUCCCCCAAAGCCCCAGUUGGCUCCGCCUUCUUCAGAACAGGCUCCGCCCUCUUUCUUCCCUCUGGCCUUUCCCCACAGCCCCACCCCUUUUAGCCCCUCCCCCAUACACAUUUGGCUCCAGGUUGGAGGGGGGGUGCAAACCCCAAUACAUCACCGAGCCCCCAGCUGUACAUAGCAAUGAAACACCCCCCUUGGCAAGGUGUGACCCCCCCAGCAUGAGCCCCCCAAACCUGUGACGCAGCCCCCCCCCCAUGAGACCCCUCUUUUCCCACGCCCCCAAGCGAGUGAUGCUGCCCCUCCGGGACGCUCCCCUGUGGGGGAUUCCUGGUUCGGGGGACAGUGGGGGCAGGGAGGGGAGAAGUUUGAGGGUCCAAUGCUGCAUUUCUGGGGUUCAGGGUGUUUGACGUCUGGGGGCAGAAUCACUGGGGUGGGGGAGACACGGUUCAUGAUCAGUCUCCCCCACCCAGCACGCUGCCCCAAAGCCCAGACAUCUGGGGAGCCCUUGCAGUGACCCCAGAACAGGACAGGGGCGCUGGGCUAGCCGGGGGGGCUGUGGGCUGGGAGUGAGGGGCGCCGGCAGAGCUGGGGGGGGCCGUGCUGUAUGGUCCCUCGUAGCCCCCCUACAUGGCCCUGGUCCCUGUGCGAUCCGGCCCCCCGAUUCCU